AUGAUCCCCUUCUCCGUCGGAUGGGGUCGCGUGAAUGCCAGGGUACCCAAGACGCACCAGCCGCGACACACCGCGGUGGCGGACUUCCACCGCGACAUGAAGCCAGAAAACAUCCUUGUGCGCGGGGACACGGUGAAGCUCGCGGAUUUCGGCCUCGCCAAGGAGAUCCGUGCCCGCCCGCCGCACACAGAUUACGUGUCGACCAGGUGGUACCGGGCCCCAGAGGCCCUGCUUAGGAGCCCCUCGUACAACUCGCCCAUGGACGUUUGGGCCUGCGGCGGCAUCAUGGCGGAGCUCUACACCUUCAGGCCCCUGAUGCCGGGCACCUCCGAGCCCGACCAGCUCUUCAAGAUCUGCUCGGUGAUCGGGACGCCCUCGCCGCAGGUGUGGCAGGAGGGCUACAAGCUCGCCUCCAAGAUAGGGUUCAAGUUCCCGCAGAUGACCCCGACCAGCCUGGGCACGAUCAUCCCCGGGGCCAGCAAGGAGGCGGUCGACGUCAUGCACGGCAUGCUGAAGUGGGCCCCGGAGGCGCGGCUCUCCGUGGCCCGGGCGCUGCAGCUGCCCUACUUCGAGGCCGACCUCAAGGCGGCCGCCGCGGCCGAGGCGGCGCAGGCGCCCGCCGCGGCGCGGCAGCAGCCCCCGCCGAGCGGCGUGGCGGGCAGCGGCGAGAAGGGCCUGCCGCCGGUGGCCCCGCCGCAGCGCGCGCCCAAGGACAUGGAGCCGAUGUUCCCAGGCAUCUCCGCCAUCCUCGGCAGCAGCCAGAAGCUGGGCAAGGACGGCAGCAGCCAGCCCGGCACGCGCGGCGGAGGGCCCGGCGGCCAGGCGCCGGGCAGGCACCAGCCGGGCUCCGGCGGGGCCCGCGGCGAGCUGCCCCCGCUGGGUGGGGCCGCGAAGUACCAGCCUCUGCCGCCGCCCUCGGUGCACCAGGGCGGCCACGGGGGCCUGCCGGGGCCGUCCGCGAUGCACCACCAGCAGCCGAUGGCCAGGGCCGGCGGCCAGCGCAGCGGCGGAGGCAACUCCGGCGGCACGUCCCGGUACCUCCGCAUGGCGCGGUACCAGCCGGGCGUCGAGGGCAUCCCGACGCCCCAGGCUGCAGGGCCAGCCGGCGGCGUCAGGGCGGGCGGCGGUCUGGGCCUCCUGCCGGACAUCAAGGGCGGCGGCCCCCGGGCGAACCCGCACAGGAGCAAUUUCGCCGCGAACGCCGCGAGGAUGUUCGGCUGAGGCCACCUUUGUCGCGGCCCCAGCGGCCAUGAAAAUUCGCGGGGGCCAGCCAGGCGACGCGACUUCGGGAGCGGUUCCUGGCAUUCGCGGCCCGCGCUUGCCCUUUAUGCCAGGAUCGGUGUCAUGGCCGUACCUGCUUGCCUUCGUGAGUCCCGCUCGCGUGUACCUGCGAAUCAAUCAUAAGCGCUGUGGUACUCCUUGUUCGCUGCAAGCCUGCUCGUGAAUGCCAUAGCGACCGGCGGUCUGUGCCGAUGGCUGCUCCUACCCAUGAGGACGCAUUUUUAUGUUGCUGGUGCACGUCCUCCUCCUCCUC
Molecule: messenger RNA, 1534 nt
Organism: Prorocentrum cordatum
Lineage: Eukaryota; Dinophyceae; Prorocentrales; Prorocentraceae
Source: the annotation of a GenBank genome assembly